This is a messenger RNA of Malania oleifera, 615 nucleotides long. RefSeq lists its product as uncharacterized. NCBI's taxonomy places the organism in Eukaryota, Viridiplantae, Streptophyta, Magnoliopsida, Santalales, Ximeniaceae. The coding region runs from base 1 to 615 and encodes 204 amino acids. The record is from RefSeq and is a predicted model, not a curated record. The transcript has a single exon.
AUGAACAGGGUCUUGUGGAUCGAGAACAAGCUUGGGUUCAUUAAUGGCACCAUCUAUGAACCCUUUGACCCUAAUGAUCCAUUAAUGGAACACUGGCUGAGGUACAAUGACAUCGUGAUAACAUGGAUGCAGAACACAAUGGCAGUUGAUAUCAAAUCUAGCAUUACGUAUGUAGAGACUGCACAUCAGCUUUGGCUGGAGUUGGAACAACGUUUUGCUCAACAAAAUGCUCCAAGAAUUUUCAAGGUGAAACAAGGCAUUCUAGACCUAAAGCAAAGACAAGACUCAAUAAGCAUUUAUUUCUUUAAACUUAAAACCUUUCUUGAUGAAUUACUCAAUUAUGAAUCAAUUCCUAACUAUACCUGUGGAGGUUUAAAAGUCGUAGUUCAGAACCAACAAAGGGAUUGUGUGAUGAAAUUCUUAAUGGGACUCAAUGAUACUUAUAAAGCUGUUAAAGCACAGAUACUGCUAAUCAAACCUUUUCCCAGCUUGAAUGAGGUUUAUUCCAUUAUUCAACAAGAAGAAAAGAGGUGGGAAAUUUCUACCAACAGCCUAGGCAAUGAUUCUAUGGCCAUGGUGAGCAAAGGUUUUUUUAGCAAGACAAAGAAGGGAUAA